This is a messenger RNA of Penicillium lagena, 1914 nucleotides long. Its product is annotated as 2-isopropylmalate synthase. Gene Ontology annotation, cellular component: mitochondrion. NCBI's taxonomy places the organism in Eukaryota, Fungi, Ascomycota, Eurotiomycetes, Eurotiales, Aspergillaceae. The transcript is spliced from 6 exons. Gene Ontology annotation, molecular function: 2-isopropylmalate synthase activity. Gene Ontology annotation, biological process: L-leucine biosynthetic process. The coding region runs from base 1 to 1914 and encodes 637 amino acids. The record is from RefSeq and is a predicted model, not a curated record.
AUGCCGAUGCUCAAGGAUCCUUCAACAAAGUACAAGGCGUUCAAACCUCUGAACCUGCCGAACCGCCAAUGGCCGAACAAGGUCAUCGACAAGCCGCCGCGCUGGAUGGCCACUGAUCUGCGCGAUGGCAACCAGAGUCUGCCGGAUCCAAUGGACGGCGACCAAAAAUACCGCUUCUUCAAAAUGCUCGUCGAAAUCGGCUACAAGGAAAUUGAAGUGUCGUUCCCAUCCGCCUCCCAAACGGACUUUGACUUCACGCGCCGUCUGGUCGAAGAGCCCGGCCUCACCCCCGACGACGUAUGGCUGCAAGUCCUCUCUCCAUGCCGCGAGGAACUGAUCCGCCGCACGGUGGACUCGCUGAAGGGCGCCAAGAAGGCUAUCCUGCACAUCUACCUCGCCACGAGCCCGUGCUUCCGCCAGAUUGUUUUCAACAUGGACCGGAAACAGAGUCUGGAGUUGGCGGUGCGCUGUACCAAGUACGCGCGCUCCAUCACGAAGGAUGACCCGUCCAACGUCGGCACGGAGUGGCAAUUUGAGUUCUCGCCGGAGACCUUCUCUGAUACGGAGCCGGACUUUGCCAUUGAGGUCUGUGAGGCUGUUAAGGCUGCUUGGGAGCCUACUGUGGAGAACCCGAUUAUCUUUAACCUCCCCGCUACCGUGGAGAUGGCCACUCCCAAUAUUUAUGCUGACCAGAUCGAGUACUUCUGCACAAAUAUGACUGAGAGGGAGAAGUUCUGUGUCUCUGUCCACCCUCACAAUGACAGAGGUUGCGCCGUGGCCGCGGCCGAGCUGGCACAGAUGGCGGGUGCGCAGCGGGUGGAAGGCACCCUUUUUGGCAAUGGUGAACGCACAGGAAACGUCGAUCUAGUCACUUUGGCUCUAAAUCUCUAUACCCAAGGAGUCUCUCCUCAGGUAGACUUUUCCGACAUCAAUGCCAUCAUCAAGGUCGUGGAGGAGAGUAAUAAGCUUGCUGUCCACGAAAGAGCUCCAUACGGAGGCAUUUUGACCCAAGUGGCAUACUCAGGCAGUCACCAAGACGCGGUGGCUAAGGGCUUCAAGCUGCGUGAGAAAAACAACGCGACCGACAAGGAUCUGUGGCAGAUGCCAUACAUCCCGCUCGACCCUCAAGAUAUCGGACGGACAUACGAGGCAGUCAUCCGUGUCAACUCUCAGAGCGGCAAGGGAGGCGCUGCGUGGGUUAUUCUGCGCCAGCUCGAGCUGGAUCUUCCACGCUCGCUCCAGAUCGAAUUCAGCAAGGUCGUGCAGAAGGAAACCGAAGCCGUCAGCCGGGAACUCAAGCCGAACGAGAUCGUCAACCUCUUCGAGCGGGCCUACCACCUCAAGUCCAACCCGCGCUUCAACCUGGUCGACUACAACAUCACGACAGACCGCUCGCAGUCGCCUGCUCCGCCAGAGCCCGGUAAGGCUCUCAACACCCGAAAUCUCAAGCGCCGCUUCACGGGCAUCGUCGAGAUUGACAACGUGCAACACGGCAUUACUGGUGUGGGACCCGGUGCCAUCUCCUCUCUGGCUGCCGCGCUUUCUACUCUGGGCAUCGAUCUCGAUGUCGUCGACUACAAGGAGCACUCCAUCGGUCUGGGCCGAGACGUAAAGGCAGCCACUUAUAUCCAGUGCACAGCUGAUGGCAGCAAGCAGCAAGUCUGGGGUGUUGGUAUCCAUCAGGAUGUGGUGCAAGCCAGUCUGAUCGCGCUGCUGAGCGCAGCCAGCUCGUUCCUCACUUCUCGCGCCGGCUCGCCUGCUCCCUUCCGACCAGUACGCUCCAACACCUUUACCAACGAGGACCUGCAGGCUCUCGAGCAGCUGGCCGGCUCCAACGAGGCCAUUUCGUCCAAUGGUGACUUGAAGGCCAAGGUGAACAUUGAACAGCUCACAAAGCAGGCCGAAGCCCAGUAA